CCAAACAUUCGCUCUCUGGCUUCUCAGCAUUUUUCAUUGGCUCCCUUGACAUGCACUGCAACUUCACCUCAACGUUACUGGUCCGGACGCUUCCCGCGCUCCUGUCCGUGGAGUUCAUCCUGGGGGUCUUAAGCAACGGUUUUGCCCUCUGGAUCUUCUGCUUCCACCUGCGCCCGUGGAAGAGCAGCACAGUGCUGCUCUUCAACCUGGCUAUCGCAGAUUUCCUGCUCAACAUGAUUCUGCCCUUCCGAGCCAGCUACUACAGCUCGGGCAUCAAGUGGCACUUCGGCCAGACGAUGUGCAAUGUGUCGCAGUUCAUGCUGGCGCUCAACCGCACCGGGAGCACACUCUUCCUCAUGGCCAUCGCCGUGGACCGCUACAUCCGAGUGGUGCACCCUCACAGCCGCGUCAACUCCCUGACCCCCUCCAAGGCCAUGUGCGGCGCGGCCGCCCUGUGGUUGCUCACCGUGUGCAUGACAGCUAACGCCCUCACCCUGCAGAACUAUCGCUCAGACUAUUGCGAGAGCUUCCUGGUGGAGACCAAGGCCAAGGGCAACCGGCUGUGGCACAAGUUCAACUUCCUGUUCUCCUGCUGGAUGCCGCUGUUGGUGAUUCUCUUCUGCACGGUGCGCAUCGUAGCCCAACUGCGGGGACGGCAGAUAAGCCAGCACGGCAAGAUAAGGAAAGCGUUAUGGUUCAUCACUGUGGUGGUGAUACUCUUCGCCAUCUGCUUCCUGCCUAGUAACAUCACGCAGCUUCUCAUCUGGAUCAAAACCCAGGAAGCCAUUAAGACCCUACCAGAGUCAGAGGUGUGCGACGCCAUGGACGACCUCACGGUGGUCUUCUACAUGACCGUCAGCCUCACUUAUCUCAACAGUGCCCUGGACCCGGUGGUCUACUACUUCUCCAGCCCCACCUUCAAGAACAUCUGCAAGAGGUCCCUGAACCUGCCCCUGGGGGAGCCCACCGAAAGCACAGAGAAGAGGACCAGGGAGACUGCGUCGCAGUCGUGCAGCCAGAUUUAGCAGUGCAUUUUCUCAAAAGUAUUGCGUUUUUU
Messenger RNA from Syngnathus acus (greater pipefish), 1057 nucleotides. RefSeq names its product hydroxycarboxylic acid receptor 2-like. The record is from RefSeq and is a predicted model, not a curated record. The coding region runs from base 51 to 1025 and encodes 324 amino acids. The transcript has a single exon. Gene Ontology annotation, biological process: G protein-coupled receptor signaling pathway. Gene Ontology annotation, cellular component: membrane. Gene Ontology annotation, molecular function: G protein-coupled receptor activity. Lineage: Eukaryota; Metazoa; Chordata; Actinopteri; Syngnathiformes; Syngnathidae.